AUGACUCAUUUAGCAGACAAAGUGAAAGCGAUUGGAAAGGUUCUAAAUGAUCCUGAAAGGCCUUUGAAGGAAAGAUUUAGGGCCUUGUUCACUUUAAAAAACAUUGGAGGACAUAGUGCCUUAGAAGCAAUUUCUGAUUGCUUUCAAGACUCUUCAGCACUUCUUAAACAUGAACUAGCAUACUGUUUGGGACAAAUGCAAGAUCCUGAAGCUUUGCCAGUUUUGUAUGGAAUUUUAUCUAAUCUUGAAGAACAUCCUAUGGUGAGACAUGAAGCAGGUGAAGCCAUAGGAGCUAUUUGCAACGAAAAUUCAUUGCCUAUUCUUAAGAGAUUUAUUGAUGAUCCUGCUCCUGAAGUUUCUGAAACAUGCCAGUUAGCAAUUCAAAGAAUUGAAUGGUUCUCCAAAAAUAAUGAUAGAAAAAAAUCUGUUUACAACACUGUUGAUCCAACUCCAUCAUUAGAUUUGUCAGAUGUGAAAUCUCUGAAAGAAAUUUUAUUGAAUGAUGAAAUUGAUUUGUUUGAUAGGUACAAAGCUAUGUUUGCCUUGAGGGAUAUUAAUUCACCAGAGAGCAUCUUAGCUUUAUGUGAAGGAUUAUUUGUAGGAGGUGCGCUAUUCCGCCAUGAAAUAGCUUUUGUUUUGGGUCAGUUACAGAAUGAAAUAAGCAUACCACACUUAAUUAAGGCCUUAGAAGAUUUAUCACAGAAUGAAAUGGUGAGACAUGAAUGUGCUGAAGCACUAGGAUCUAUUGCUAAUGAAGAAUGUUUUAAUAUCCUUCGGGUAUUUUUGAAUGAUGAAAGUAGAGUGGUACGAGAAAGCUGUGAUGUUGCACUUGAUAUGGCGGAUUAUGCAAUGUCCAAUGAAUUUCAAUAUGCUAAUACAGCUCUACUUGUUCAAUCUGUUUAA
Molecule: messenger RNA, 903 nt
Organism: Nezara viridula (southern green stink bug)
Lineage: Eukaryota; Metazoa; Arthropoda; Insecta; Hemiptera; Pentatomidae
Source: the annotation of a GenBank genome assembly